Zophobas morio is the source of this 2553-nucleotide messenger RNA. RefSeq names its product kinesin light chain (gene Klc). Gene Ontology annotation, molecular function: kinesin binding. Lineage: Eukaryota; Metazoa; Arthropoda; Insecta; Coleoptera; Tenebrionidae. The record is from RefSeq and is a predicted model, not a curated record. The coding region runs from base 149 to 1879 and encodes 576 amino acids. Gene Ontology annotation, biological process: microtubule-based movement. Gene Ontology annotation, cellular component: kinesin complex; cytoplasm. The transcript is spliced from 9 exons.
GUUACGCUAUGGUCUACUGAUUGCCAUAGCAGGUGAGCAUUGCAUUUCCGUGGUAUGGAUGACAGUAACACACGCUCGUAAUAAUUCGAUCGUGUGGUGAUGACCCAAGUGCUCAUUGGAUUCAUUCAGGAGACUAAUUUGAAAAAACAUGUCUAAAACCAUCAACGCGUAUAGGAUUAAAAAGAUCGAGAGCUUGGGAAAAAUGACUGCGAUGUCUCAAGAAGAGAUCGUUUCUGCUGUGAGGACGGUGGCUCAAGGACUAGAAGCUCUCCGUUCGGAACAUGCAGGACUCCUCCAUGGCCUUCAUGAAGCCCCCGAUCCCGUCGCAAACGAAAGAGCUGGAUUGGUGCAACAAAGCGCCGAUAUGAUAGAACUAGGAUUGGGGGAAGCUCAAGUUAUUAUGGCUUUAGCCAACCACUUGCAGCUCAUAGAAGCAGAAAAACAGAAACUUAGAACACAAGUGAGACGCCUUUGUCAAGAGAAUGCCUGGUUGAGAGAUGAAUUAGCGUCCACUCAACAACGACUUCAAGCUAGUGAACAAACAGUCGCUCAGUUAGAAGAAGAAAAACGACAUUUGGAGUUUAUGAGUUCAGUGAGCAAAUAUGACCAAGAUGUGAACGAUGACAACGCCAGUGAGCACCCAAGAAGUGAAAAACCAGAUCCCGUCGUAGACCUAUUCCCAGACGAUGAUAACGAAGAUAGAAAUAAUAUGUCUCCCACACCCCCCAAUCAGCUGCAGCUCUCCCAGCAAGUAAAUGCAGGAUACGAAAUUCCAGCUAGACUUCGUACUUUACAUAAUCUAGUGAUUCAGUACGCUUCCCAAGGACGGUAUGAAGUAGCUGUACCUUUAUGCAAACAGGCUUUAGAAGAUUUAGAGAAGACAAGUGGCCACGAUCACCCUGACGUUGCCACAAUGUUGAAUAUUCUUGCAUUGGUAUAUCGAGACCAGAAUAAAUACAAAGAAGCUGCGAAUUUAUUAAAUGACGCUUUGGCCAUUCGCGAGAAAACAUUAGGAGAAAAUCACCCUGCUGUGGCCGCUACUUUGAACAACCUAGCAGUGUUGUAUGGUAAAAGGGGCAAGUAUAAAGAAGCAGAGCCUUUGUGUAAAAGAGCCUUGGAUAUCAGAGAGAAGGUUCUUGGUAGGGAUCAUCCAGAUGUGGCCAAGCAGCUGAAUAAUCUCGCUUUGCUCUGUCAGAAUCAGGGCAAAUACGAAGAAGUCGAGAAAUACUAUCAGAGGGCGCUAGAAAUUUACGAGAAACGACUUGGGCCAGAUGAUCCAAAUGUUAGCAAAACGAUGAACAACUUGGCUUCUUGUUAUUUGAAACAAGGCAAAUACAAGGAAGCGGAAGUUUUGUAUAAACAGAUUUUGAAUAGGGCACACGAACGCGAGUUUGGGACAAUUGAUGGUGAUAACAAACCGAUUUGGCAAGUGGCGGAGGAGCGCGAAGAAAACAAAGCUAAGAAUAGAGAGAACGCUCCAUACGGCGAGUACGGAGGAUGGCAUAAAGCGGCUAAAGUUGACUCUCCAACUGUAACAACGACCCUGAAGAAUUUGGGAGCUCUCUAUCGCCGACAAGGGAAAUACGAAGCUGCAGAAACCUUGGAGGAUUGCGCAUUGCGCAGCAGGAAAGAGCAGGCUUUGGACAUCGUCAAGCACUCGAAAAUGGCGAACAUCUUGGGUGACAUGGAGAGGCGCAAGACUGGCAGUGUGAAAGACAAGACUUCACGUCGCGGUUCCCGGGAAUCUCUUGACAUGUCGUACGACGGAGACGAGCCGAACACUGCAAGGACUCCAGACAUGGAAAAAGGCGGAUUGAAAACGAAACUAUUUAACGCCUUGGGUAUAAAUUCGCCUGUCAACAAGCCGCCUAGCUCUUAAAUAAUUCAGUUACAUUUUAAGCUUUGUCUAUCAUAUUAAAAAACUUAAAAAAAAAAAACAAAAAACAUUCCACCAUUUGCUAGAACAUCACCUGUUGUCUCUAAUCGAAUAUGCCGGUUUAUCGCUAUUGCAUGAAAUAUAAUAAUAUAGGCAUAUCAAGCUUAAAAUGUAAACUUAAUUGUAGAUAACUAAAAAAGUAUUUAAUUUUAUUGAUAGUAUUAUUAUCAUCUUUUUGUUACAUUAUCAUAAUUUUUUAAAUUAUUUUCUAAAAGAAAGUGAUAAAAAGUGGGUGGUCUUAAUCAUGUUCACAAAAAGCUUCCUCAGGUAUCAAUGCACCCUGGGUUUUGAUUCAUAUAUUUUUAAGUGCUUUCAUAGACAUCGCAUCUUGUUGCCUAGCAUACAUACGUAAGCAUUAACGCUUUAUUUGGACGGAGGCCUUUUUUUCUCCUCUCGAUUUAAUUUAAUCAAGGCGACGAUGCCAUUUGGAUCUUCCAUACAUUUGUCAAUUAUUACGUUUAUAGGUGAAUCUCCUUUAUGUUAACUAAAAAUUACUUAAUUUGGUAUCUUGUAUAAUUUUUCCAAUAGUUUAUUGUAUAAAAUGAACUAAACUGUGUUAUUUAAAUUUUAGUGUUGUUAACAUUGUUUAUAAUAAAUUCAUGUUUAUCAAUUGAAAA